AGUGGGGGAGUGGAGGCGGGAGUGAAGUCUCGCGAGAGGACGUGGUUGCUGUAGCGGAGCCCUCUGGUCGUGUGUCUGAGGUGCCGCCGCUGUAGUCGCGGACGGUUUGCCGAGCCCGUUAGUGCUCCAGACCGAGACUGACGCCACCGUCAUGUCCCGCUACCUGCGCCCCCCGAACACGUCUCUGUUCGUCAGGAAUGUGGCCGACGACACUAGGUCUGAAGAUUUACGGCGUGAAUUUGGCCGCUAUGGUCCUAUAGUUGAUGUGUAUGUUCCACUCGAUUUCUACACUCGUCGUCCAAGAGGAUUUGCUUAUGUUCAAUUUGAGGAUGUUCGUGACGCUGAAGAUGCUUUGCAUAAUUUGGACAGAAAAUGGAUUUGUGGACGUCAGAUUGAAAUACAGUUUGCACAGGGGGAUCGGAAAACACCAAAUCAAAUGAAAGCCAAGGAAGGAAGGAAUGUGUACAGUUCUUCACGUUAUGAUGAUUAUGACAGAUACAGGCGUUCUAGGAGCCGGAGUUAUGAAAGGAGGAGAUCAAGAAGUCGGUCUUUUGAUUACAACUAUAGAAGAUCUUAUAGUCCUAGAAACAGUAGACCGACUGGAAGACCGCGGCGUAGCAGAAGCCAUUCCGACAAUGAUAGAUUCAAACACCGAAAUCGAUCUUUUUCAAGAUCUAAAUCCAAUUCAAGAUCACGGUCCAAGUCCCAGCCCAAGAAAGAAAUGAAGGCUAAAUCACGUUCUAGACCAAACUGCAGCUGGAAUACCCAGUACAGUUCUGCUUACUACACUUCAAGAAAGAUCUGAAAGCGGAAAAAGAACCAAAGAAGGGCAGUUCAAGCGACCAAAGGGUGGGUGGAAGGUGCUGCAGUAUGAAUACUGUACGAAUAUUUUGACUGGUAUGAAAAGAUAAAAGAAUUAUCGAAAACUACAUGGAAUAAUUGAAGUCCCUUCAAGUUUGAAAGUAAGCAUUUUAGGACAAAUAAAAGGAAAUUCAACUUUGUACUUGUGGAAACUAAUCCCUAAAUAUGAACAGGUUUAUAUUGAUUCAUGGGUAACAGGUCCAUAAUAAAUUAUUGAAAACUAGGAUGUCUUGAGUAUCAAGGAAGACAGCCAUAGUCUCUUACAGUGCCUCUGAUGGUCUGUCUUAAACUGAAUUGGGUGGGAAUAGGUAUGAUCCAAUGUAAAUUUUUUCUUGGUUAAUUCUUAAGUAAUUUCCAUUUAUGCCAUUAUUGGCAAAUCUUGCCUUUGUUUAGUAUGGUGCCAGUGUUUUCUGCUUAAUUGUUUGCUUUGUUGGCAUCUGAGUUUAUUGUACACCACAUGCAGUUUACAUCAUCUUUAAUCACUCACCUUCCCAGGUAUAUUCCAAUUAUACUUGACAUCCCGCUGAGAGGACCCAUCUCUUCUCACUUCUUUCCUAGUCAGUAUGUCAGCAAAUACUUACUGAGCUUUUACUAUGGGCAAACCAUUGUACUGAAUAACUGAGGAGAACAGAUAAUAUUUCCUUUAUUCAGUGAAUGCUGAGCACAAUCUAAUGAAUCGUGAUAUGGCCUUAUUGUUUUGAGGUGUAUUACACAAUAUUUUGUACCACUCAUAAUGUAAUUAUCAACCCAGUAUGCUAUCAAAGAUAACUAAUUUUAUGGUUACCUGCCCUUUAAAAAAAUGUCCAGUAUUUUGUUUGCAUCCCAUUAAUACAAAUAAUGAAAAAAAUGUUUUAAUCUAUAAUAAAUUGAUUUACUGUGCUGUGACUGUAAUAUACUAGAGUUAUAUUAAUUAUUAACUCUGCCUCAAUCACACACAUAAUAGAGAAAAAAAAAAUCCCCAAAAUUAAGUAUUUAACUUUGCAUUAUUUAGGAGACCCUGGGUGCUAUGAUUAGAUUGUUUUGGAGAAGACAACUAUUAUCCCAUCUGAUUUAGUAUGUUCUGUAAGUGAGAAAAUUUUGCCAGAUUAUACUUUUUAGUGAUUUACAUGUACAUUUUAUAGGGGACAUGUUCUGUGUAUAGUGAAUAAAUAAUUUUUAUAGUGUGUUACAAAAUGUUCUGGGUUCAUUAGUUCCUUAUUAGGAUAUGAGGUUUAUCACACUAUGAUUCCAUCUCAUUUGACUUUUGUUACAUUUCUCCCACAUACUUAAAACUGUGUAAAAUUAUCUAAAAUCUGGAAAUAGAGCUUAAGUCUUUUAAUUUAUAAUAAUUUCAAAAGUGUAGUAGAAUGUACAUAACUGAAGGAAGGCAUAAAAUGGAGAUACUGUUAUUCUCAUUUAAAAAAAUUUUUUUCUAACUGCCCAAGGUCAUACAAGUGGCAAAUACUAGGUUAGAGUGCACAAAUUCUGAUUCACUUUUGUUUUGUUUUUCAAUUGAGUUGGAAAGUAGCUUUAUUUUCAUGGAGAUAAUAAAGUUGAUAUAAUGGAAUCUAGAAUACGUGGAGCAGAUUGUGGAGUCAGUUACAAAAUGUAUCUUAUACUUUCACAAGAUCAUUAGCAUUGAAUUGGUAGCUUUUACUGGUAGGGGUUGUGUAUUUUUUGAAACAAUACCUUUGUAGUUCACACAUAUUUGGUCCUGUAUCUCCCUUUUCCAUUUCCUGUUGAACUGAGGUUAAAACAUUUCAGGGGGAAUUAAAUUGCCUGUUUGGUUCAGAUUUUCUUUUUUAAAAAUUGGUGAAUACAUAUGGUAUUAGUUUGUUUCCUAACCUGUUGACUUUAUUUCUUGCUGGAAAGUAUUUUGUUCAUUUAUAAAUGCAAUUAACAAUAAUUGAUCUCUAAAGUUAUAAAUGUGAUGAAUCAGAAAAGGCCGUUGUGGUUUUGGCAACUGUCAAAAUACAGUGGAUUGCUUCAGUGUUAUCUUCUGUGGUUGUUACCUUAUAUAUUGAAGGCUGUCCAUGUUAUUAAGCACUUAAUGUGCCAAGCCAUGUACUUUGCAGAUAUUCCCAUUUAAUGCUAAAAAUACUUGAGAAAUGGAUGCUAUUUCUGUUGUACAGAUGAGAAAGUUGUCAUUUUUUUUUUUUGCAUACACUAUUUCAUUUCUCAACUUGUAACAUAAUGGGUAACUUUUCUGCAUGAGAAAGACAUUAAGUCUAACCCAAGAUCACAGGCUGUUGUGGCUCAGAGCUUUCCAAAUUUUAAUCUUUUAAAGACUUGACCAUGUGCCUAUUAGAAUGUCCUGAGAUUGAGAAGGCUGUGACUUUAGCAGUAGUUUGGAAUAAUCUAAUGACAUUCUAUUAAUAGGAUCAUUGGGCUUUUGGGAAUUCCAGGAGUGAAAUGCUUUUGUUCAAUAGUUGAUGGCUUGAUAAAUAGGUGAGGUAAAUAAUCUAUUUUCAGCAGCUAUUGCUGCCUACAAGACAUUCUGGUAGUCAUUAUGGAAAGGGCUCCUCUUGGGUCUUUUCCUCUGCCUCAUCUUAACAGUGUUGGUUAUUUUUAUAUUUGUAUAUUUGUAAAGCCAUUUCAUCAUUGUGUUAAAGAUGGAGAUUUUUUUGGAAUAAAAAAUGAGGCAUGUAAAUUCAUUUCAUUGAUAAUUGACAGUUUGUAAAGACGUAAAAGGCCUUUGUAUUUAGUUUUUUGCAGAUCCCAUUUCUUUGAAUGCUGGCAAGUGAAAUAAACUGGUCUAGGAGCCAAAAAA
Messenger RNA from Heterocephalus glaber (naked mole-rat), 3610 nucleotides. It is a transcript of the gene Srsf10, whose product is annotated as serine and arginine rich splicing factor 10. Gene Ontology annotation, molecular function: RNA binding. NCBI's taxonomy places the organism in Eukaryota, Metazoa, Chordata, Mammalia, Rodentia, Bathyergidae. The record is from RefSeq and is a predicted model, not a curated record.